UUUAGUUAAGACAGAACCAAAGGUGGGUCAUUAAAUUUUCAGGUUAUGUUAUGUUUGUCGCUCGAACAAUAUAUUAGGUAUGUCGUCCCACUUGCAAGGCGGUAGGGUCGAUAUUUCCUUGAUACAAACGCAGGCCCGAAAUAAUUUGAUAAAUUUAUUGGAAAAAUGUCGAGGCAGCAAGGCUAUUGUGUGGGACAAUGCCUUAGCGGGACCUAUGGGUUCUAUUGCCCAAUAUAGUUUCCUUAGGGAAUAUUCUGUUAAAAAAAUGUUUCCGUUGAGAGCUACCGUUUUGCCCGAGUCAGACGUUGACUGUAUCAUAUUUAUUUCGCGGCCUAAGCUGCGUUUAAUGGAUUACAUAGCCUAUAAUGUACGGGAGGACAGCAAAACCAAAAGUGGUUCCAAAAGGCAAUAUUACUUGUUUUUUGUGCCCAAAAAGAGCUUGCUUUGUGAGGAACGUUUAAAGCACAAUGGCGUGUUUGGUAAUGUGAUAUCAAUCGAAGAAUUCAAGUGUCAACUAUUUCCAUUCGAUUCCGAUGUGGUGUCCAUGGAAAUAUUGGAUGCAUUUAAGGACUAUACUGUCAAUAAUGAUCCUACUUAUAUUUAUCAAGUAGCGCAAGCGAUUAUUUACCUGCAGGAAUUGUAUGGGCCCAUUUCGCGUGUAUGGGGAAAAGGUGUGGCCGCCAAACAAGUCUGGGACCUGGUGGCAAAGCUGCAAAAAGAAAAGAAUAACGGCAACGAGACAAAAAACAAUCAACCGUCAUGCAUCAACCAAAUUCUUUUGAUAGACAGAUCGGUCGACUUGAUCACUCCUCUGGCCACCCAGUUGACUUACGAAGGACUUAUUGAUGAAAUUUUUAAUAUCAAUAAUUGUUCUGCAUUUUUUCCCAUUGAUAAUUUCCUCAGUACUGAGGAAAGAAAUACCGAAUCACUUUCGGACGAUAAAAAGCAAAUAAUACUCGAUUCCGCGGACAAAUUGUUCGCUGACAUCAGAGACAAGAAUUUCAAUGCAGUUGGAACAUACCUGUCAAAACAAGCGAAAGCUAUUAGUGCCCAGCUGGAAAACACUCAGGAAAAAACCGUGCAAGAAAUGAAGCUUUACGUUCAAAAAUUGCCCCAGAUCUUGGAGAAGAAAAAACAACUCGCAAACCAUACCGCCAUUGCAGAAUGUAUUAAGGAACACACUGAUCAGUAUGAUUUCUAUGACACUUUGCAGACUGAACAGGAAUUCCUCAGUGGAAUAGAUGUGGACAAAUCCAAUUCGUAUAUCGAAGACUUGAUGGGUCAGAGUAAGCCGUUGAUUAAGGUGCUAAGGCUGAUGUGCCUUCAAUGCAUUUGCUCUUCCGGGCUUAAAGCAAAAGUGCUAGAAGCUUACAAGAGAGAAUUGGUGCAAGUGUACGGGAUAGAAAGUUUAUUAGCAGUUAGCAGAUUAGAAAAAGUCGGUUUAUUGAAGUUGCAGUCCAGUACUCGUCAGUACACUGUAUUAAGAAAGACUUUGAGGUUAAUAAUGGAUGACACUUCUGAAAUUAAUCCCACCGACAUCAGCUAUGUCCACAGUAUUUACGCUCCGAUUAGCGUGAGGCUGGCGGAACAAGUGACCAAAAAUGGCGGCUGGAAACAAUUGCACGACGUCUUGGGGCUAUUGCCGGGACCCACACUGGACGAGUCACCAUUAACCUCUCGGAAUUUGAUUCAAAGCAAUUCAGAUUCGCCAAAAGUGGUGUUGGUGUUUUUUAUCGGAGGAUGCACUUUUGCCGAGAUAUCAGCGUUGAGAUUUUUAUCCCAGCAGGAAGACUCGAACGUAGAAUUUGUCAUAGCGACUACAAAACUGAUAAACGGAAACAGUUUUUUGAAAUCCAUAAUCGAACAUUAACCUAACCAAUGCUUUCGAUAAGUUACUGUUAUUAUUUAAUAAACAAAAAUCUUACUUAGGUACCUAUAAAUAAAUUUAAAG
Messenger RNA from Cylas formicarius (sweet potato weevil), 1951 nucleotides. RefSeq names its product vacuolar protein sorting-associated protein 33A (gene car). Gene Ontology annotation, biological process: vesicle-mediated transport; intracellular protein transport. Lineage: Eukaryota; Metazoa; Arthropoda; Insecta; Coleoptera; Brentidae. The record is from RefSeq and is a predicted model, not a curated record. Gene Ontology annotation, cellular component: lysosome; CORVET complex. Bases 80 to 1870 code for a protein of 596 amino acids. The transcript has 8 exons.